This is a messenger RNA of Folsomia candida, 1546 nucleotides long. RefSeq names its product leukocyte surface antigen CD53. Gene Ontology annotation, cellular component: membrane. NCBI's taxonomy places the organism in Eukaryota, Metazoa, Arthropoda, Collembola, Entomobryomorpha, Isotomidae. The transcript is spliced from 2 exons. The coding region runs from base 431 to 1312 and encodes 293 amino acids. The record is from RefSeq and is a predicted model, not a curated record.
CUGGUGUCUGAAUAUUAAAAAGAAAAUAAUAGGGAUUGAUAAAUACACGCAUACAUGCAACCAUUCGCAAAUUUAAGUAUCAUUUUACUUAUUUUUGCUACUGGCAGACCCAAUUCGCAACAAGUUGACAAAAAUACAUAGUAACUCACUCACUCCUUGAAAUCGGACACGUUUGACGAUAAAAACGUCGCGAAAAGUUUGUGUCGUCGCAGUUUUAGUGUAAUUUAAUCACCUAUUCGUAAAAGAGCACGGGUCCGAACGCGUAUGCAAGCAUGGACGAAUUUAAUCCACAUUCUUUUAAUUCUCGUUCUUCUUAACGAGUUCAAAUUGACGCUGUGUGUGGUGCUCUUGGCCUAAAUAAUUGACAUCAAGGCUGCCAAUAAGACGGCAAAGUCUUUCGGAUUUUUUUUAAUAGUCAGUCUUUAAAAAAAUGCUAUUUGUGUUUCAUAAUAACAAAGCAACAAUGGUGAAUAAAUCCCGUCUCCACAAACCAACCCGGUUGAUUUUGAUCCUGCUGAAUAUAAAUUUUCUAAUAUUUUCAUUCGUCUUGAUCAUCUUUGGUUUGAGUGAGACGGAGAAAGUUAGUGGAUUACUGACCGGCGUGGUUGACACUGGUACUGCAACUUCCAGUCUGCUUUUACUGGUGCCCUCUCCACCCACAAUAAUCCUGUUUUUGGGAAUCGUCACCAUCGUCUUGACUGGAUAUGGGCUACACGGUGUGGAUGAUUACUGUCAUCUCGUCUCUUAUUCCGUGGUGAUAAGUGUGUUUAGUCUGGUGGACCUGGGACUUGGAAUAUCUGCCGGUUUUAUGGAGCAAUCUGCCGGGAGGAUGGUGGGCGAUGGGAUGAUGGUCACCUUAAAGAGGGCAGCGCUUAAUGGCUCAAUUUCCGCUACCAGAACUAGUUCACUGGACUUGGCCACCCUAAAUUGGGCUCGGAUUCAACGUGACAUGAAAUGCUGUGGGGUUUACGGGCACACGGACUGGGACACUGGUGCUGUAGUGGUGUCACCCCCCUCGGUGGGUGUCAUUCCGGGUUCCUGUUUUGUCCAAGGAGGCGAAGAUUCAUCGUCCACCUCGAUCGUCGUGGAGGAAGAUUUUAGCAACGACAGGGAUAAAAAAUGGAUUUAUCCGGAAGAACAUGUUAAUAUUUUUCAGGAGGGGUGCUUAUCCAAAGUUGUGGAACGGUUAGGUUACGCAAGAGUUGAGAGGAUUGGAAUAAUCCUUGGGAUAGGAAAGUUAGUUGCAGGAUUGUCUGCAGGGUUAGUGGCAUACAUCGUGCGAGACGAGUGGAAUAAGGUGAGAUUUGUGUAGUUUAAGUUGUUGUAGGGAGUCAUAAUUAUUUAUAAUUGAUUAUAUGUAAAUAAGAAGAAAAGUGUGAAUUAUUCCCGGUUGGGUUGUGGCAAGUUGGCGUUUUAAAACAUAUCCAAAAGAAAAAUAGAAUUUAACAUUAUCUAAGCAGGAGUAAUACUAUUUUUAUCGAUAACAGUUACGUUCUUGAGAUAAUCAGAUUUUGUAAUAAUAAACAUUUUGUCCUUAAUAUCUAAA